Mesocestoides corti is the source of this 2988-nucleotide messenger RNA. The record is from the annotation of a GenBank genome assembly. NCBI's taxonomy places the organism in Eukaryota, Metazoa, Platyhelminthes, Cestoda, Cyclophyllidea, Mesocestoididae.
AUGUAUCCUCAGUCGCAGGAACUCGAUGACGAGUUCUUUGCUGGUUUCCUUGAAUGGGUUUUCUGUGAAAAUUUCCUUCCCUGGUCCUUCGAUUUAACUAAGCCCCGCGCUGUCAUGCAGCCCAAACUUGCUUACUUUCCAUCCUGUGACCUUAAACCUAAGUUCGAAGGAAAGUCCCUGUUACCGCUCCUCCGAAUGUAUGUUUGCGCUAAAUUAAUCUUACCUAUCCCCAGAACCACUAUUAGCGGAUUUAAACCCGAAGACUUCAAAGUUCUAAACGGUCGUUACAGCAGUCUAUCGUGUUAUGGUGAAGUUAAGCUGGCCUACUGUAUCGUCCAGAGUAUUCCGUACCUUAAAAACCGUCGAUUUGGCGCUUGGAGUCAAACGCGCACAGUACGGGAUAUGCACGCAGAUCCGUUGGUCCUAAAUGAGUGCAUCGAGUUGCCUCUUCCGUAUUCGUCACUUUAUGAUUACUCCGGAAUUUGCUUUAUUCUUUGCUCCACUUUCACCGACGACAGUGGCGUCCACAAUCAGAUUCUGGCCGGGUGUCAUCUCUCUCUAUACAACUCAAAAAAGAUUUUCCGUUGCUCAAUUUAUGAACUGGAAAUGCAUUUACUAUAUGAUCAUAACCUGCGAAGUUUCGACGAUGCCUUGAAGCAUGUUCUGGAAAAUAACAUUUCAGGGAAACCAAAAGAUCUACCAGAAUUGAAUCACUUGCUCAAAGUUACUCGGAAGCACCUUCGUGGGGAAUUGUUUGACUCUCUUCUGGACCAGAAGACUCAAUCCGUCGUAGUGCCAAGAAUCGAGGAACUGAAACGUGACAGUGGGAGAAUUUUUCUCGGUGUUAAAUUCGAGUUUUCUCGAUCCUAUCCAUCUCUAUAUUUACCUGUGAUCUUUGAGCGUCCUGUAAGUAGUGGCAUAGCUACUAUAACUCCAAAAGAGGACCACUGGCCAGAAAAGUGGAAUCCGGUUGACGAGAUGUACUUCAAGAUGACUCGAAACAUUCGCACAGUCGAUGUAGACAGGGAGCGAGCGCCUAACAAGGAGACUUGGGAUAAAUUGAAGGCUAUAAUAGAACAGGGCUACGGUGAGGUGCUCUCAGAACAGGAAGGUGAUUUAGUCUGGAAGUUCCGAUUCUUUUUGGCCAACAAAUUUCCUGAGACGUCUAUACCGAAAUUUCUGCAGUCAGUCAGGUGGGAGUAUCCGGAGCAGGUGAGUCAGGCGGUCCAACUGCUCCUCGCCUGGCCACCGGUCUCUCCGGAGAGUGUUCUCGAACUCCUCACCCGCAGCUUCACCCACGCCGUCUGCAGGAAGUUCGCUGUCUCUCGACUCGCAAACGCCACUGACGAGGACAUUAAUUUGUACCUCUACCAGUUGGUGCAAGCUCUUCGCUACGAGAAUCACGAGGAGAUAAUGACGUGGUGUGAGGCGUCGAGUGAGUCCGUGGACGGCGAACACGACGACGAACAGAGGCAGAUCUUCCUAAACGAGGCGACAUACGAUCAAAGCACGGGGAUAUUGCUUCAAAAGGGCAAACGUUCCCUCCUCGAAUCUGACAGCAUUCCAUGGAAGACCGAUCUGGCCAGCUUCCUGAUCCAAAGGGCUCAGAGCAACUUCGAGUUGGCGAACUACUUCUACUGGUUCCUGAAGUUGGAGACCCACGAGGGAACGCCCUCCGCGCCCGAAAUCAAGGCUAUGUUUGAGCAUGUGCUCAAACGCUUCAUGACAGUCUUAGAACGCGGCUCCGAGACGCAGCAGAUUUGGCGCGCGGAUCUGUUGAAUCAAACGAAAUUCGUGAAAAAACUUCAUGCAAUGCUACGAAGCGUGCAAGCUGACUCAUCGAAGCGGGUUCGAAAGAUCGAGAUACUACGGAGCCUCCUGAGAACCGAUGGGGCGUCGUUACUCAGAUUUCCCAGACCACUUCCUUUCCCCAUGAAUCCCAACUUCCUCAUCGCCAGUAUCGACGCUAAUUCAGCCACGCUAUUCAAGAGCACAACUCAACCGGCUCUCCUCAGCUUGGUCUCCCCCGAAAAACACGUCUACCGUGUGAUUUUCAAAAUCGGAGAUGACUUACGCCAGGACCAACUUGUGCUCCAGAUGAUUCGUCUGAUGGAUGUUGUGCUGAAAAAAGAAAUGUUUGAUCUCCAAUUGACUCCGUACAAUGUUUUGGCCGCGAGCUGUCGUCACGGUUUUAUCCAGUUCGUUGAAGGGGUUCCACUAGCGAGCACGAAACAGGAGGGUUCGAUUUUGACCUUCCUUCAGCGCAGAGCCCCCAGUCCCAAGGAUCCUCUGGGCAUCCAAAAGCGCGUUCUCGACACCUACAUCCGGUCGUGUGGUAAGCCCGUCGUGGGAUUUCUUACGAACGGUGAAAUUCCCUACUCUCCCGGCUACUGCGUGAUCACCUACCUCCUUGGAGUGGGCGAUCGCCACAUGGAGAACAUCAUGCUCACUCCGGAAGGCCAGCUGUUCCACAUCGACUUCAGUUUCAUCCUCGGCAACGACCCGAAGCCCAUGGCGCCAGAGGUGCGCCUCACCAAGGCCAUGGUCGAGGCCAUGGGAGGACCCAAGACGCAGAUGUUCUACGACUUCUGGAAAAUCUGUGUCACCGCCUUCCUUAGCUUGAGGAGACACGCCAAUCUCUUCCUGACACUCCUCUCCCUCGUGCACGACGCCGGCAUCCACGACAUCGCACGCGACCCCAUCAAGGCGUGCGAUUUUGUGAAGGAACGCUUCUCUCUGGACCAGACGGACGAGAAAGCCGUCAAUCGUUUCGCCAGCCGUCUCACCGACUCGGUGAAGGCCAUUGUGCCGGAGGUGAUGGAACGCAUUCACACUGUGAUGCAGGUAAGCUUGCUGUGUUGCCCUUGUCCCCCCGUACCGAAACGCGGACGUAUUUACUUCCUUUUGACUGCCGACCUCAAGUUGCCCGAAGAAACCUUUGGCGAGGUGGUUUGCCAUAAAAGUCGGAAUCGAGGUCUUGUUGGAUAG